Molecule: messenger RNA, 756 nt
Organism: Contarinia nasturtii (swede midge)
Lineage: Eukaryota; Metazoa; Arthropoda; Insecta; Diptera; Cecidomyiidae
Product: gametocyte-specific factor 1-like
Exons: 3
Coding region: 142-474 (110 amino acids)
Source: RefSeq, a predicted model, not a curated record
CAGUGGUCAACGUGACAUAUCGCUGAACGCAUUUGUAUUCAUCGUUGCCUUUUAAUCGGACACUUUUCUUGGAUGUUUUGUGUUAUAAAAUUAUUCAAAUAAUUUCAAUUAGAUUUGCGAUUGGUGGUAAAAUUUAUCAAAAUGAGCAAGCUGCCUGGUUAUGAAAACACUGUCGUUUGUCCAUACAACAAGUGUCACAUCAUUUUGAAAAGUCGUAUUCAAACCCAUUUGAUCAAGUGCGCAAAACAGCAUCCUGAAAUCGUACUUGAAACAUGCCGUUUUGAUGUAACCCACAAAUUCCCUGCCGCAGAGCGAAAUAGCCACGAGGCCGAAUGUCCAUCGCGCGAGAACUUUGAUCGGUAUUUGUACAGCGUCAGUACAAACAAUACCAAUACUGGUACAGCUUCACAGAGCACAACCAAUACAAGACGCAAUCCACCACCAAAUUAUGACGAUGAUGAUGAAGACUGGUAAUGGAUUACUCUGACGUCCACAAUGAACCACACACAUUUAUAUUAUUUUCUUUAAUCUCAACGAAUAUCAUUUCAUUUAAUUUUUGAAAAGAAAAGACUUUUAUUAAUUAAAAGAAUUUUAUUAUUAUAGCAAGUUUCAAAACAAUUUACACAAAAUUAUCAUGAUGAUUAAAUAGAAUAAAUAUUCCAAGAUUUUCCAAAUAUUGUAUGCUGCAUUGAAUUCGGGAAAUAAUGUCAAAAUUACGGUUUGAAAAAGAAAAUAAAUCAUGAAUUGGAAUGAAAA